Ruditapes philippinarum (Manila clam) is the source of this 954-nucleotide messenger RNA. RefSeq lists its product as uncharacterized. The transcript has 3 exons. The record is from RefSeq and is a predicted model, not a curated record. The coding region runs from base 1 to 954 and encodes 317 amino acids. Lineage: Eukaryota; Metazoa; Mollusca; Bivalvia; Venerida; Veneridae.
AUGAAUGAUGUCGUCGGUGAUCCGAAAGCUGAAAGAAAUUACGAAUCAUACGAAGAAUAUACUGAUCUACUAAGAGAUAAAAAAGAAAAAGAUCAUGAAGUUGCGCGAAUUAACAUUGGAAAAGCAGCGGUUUACCAAAAGAAACAUAACGAUUCGAAUUCAAAGCUAAAGAAAUACAGUAAAGGUCAACUAGAUUAUGCCAAGAUACAUCAGCCCGAAAGAUGGAAUUCCUCAAAUGCCUAUGAGGCAAGACGCUUAAUUUUGAGAAUGUUGGAGAGUCAGUCAGAUAGUCAGAAGAAAUUUGAUGAUAAAAGUGUAAACGAAAGUAAUACAGAAAAGAAGUUUUUAAGUGUCAAUGAGAGGAAGAAAUGUGAUGAUAAUAGUGUAAAUGAAAGUGAUAAAGAAAAUAAAUGUUUAAGUGUCAAUGAGAAGAAGAAAUGUGAUGAUAAUAGUGUAAAAGAAAGUGAUAAAGAAAAGAAGUGUUUCAAAGAAAGUGAUGAGAAGAAAUAUGAUGAUGAUUAUUUUAAAGUUGAAGAUGAUGUUAAUAGUGUCAAUGAUAUGAGUAAUGAAGGUGAAGAUAAUGAAAAUAAGAGGUGUUCAAGUGUUAAUGGAGAAGGAAAAUGUGACAAUGGUAUAUUGAAUGAAGUUAUAGGUAAUAGAAUGAAAGUGUGUAAAAUAAGAGAUGAAAAUGAUGAUGGAAAUGAGAUAAAUGAAGAGAAGAUAGAAGAAAAAGUUGAGAUGAAUAAUGAAGUUAAAAAGGAGUUUAAGAUGAUAGAAGUCGAAAAAGAAAUUGAUGACAAAAUAAAGAUGUUAGGUGAAGAAAAGGAAAAAGAUGAAGAAAUAUAUCGCGCUACAAAAUUAAUUCUAGAUGAAAUGAGUAGAGAAGAUCAGAAGCUGACAGAGUUAGAUGGAAAUGACUUUUGUAAGAAAGCAUCAGAUUUGUUGAAAGUAUGA